AUGUUGUACUUCUUCCAUCACUACGAGUUGCCGGUGAUACUACAGCAGGCUCAUUUGCAACAAGUUUUACUUCGAACUCACCACGGUAUGGGUGGUAUGAUGGGUUUAGCAGGUAUAGCUGCGUUAGCCAGUGGCGCUGCGUAUCACGACGCUCCCGGCACUGGGACACAAGCCACACCACCUACCACUCAAUCUACCACCCAGACAGUCCAAAACACUGUUCAAUCGACCACUCAAACAUCACCCUCUGUAUCAACGGUCCAAACAAAUACGACUCACACUGGUGACGUGUCCACUAGAGCUACUUCCACCGAAACUAUAGCGAGUGGAACUAACACUACGACCACAGACGAUGAAAGACCUGUGACAGCAACAGCCGCUGAAGUUACCAACGACAAAAAUACAACUGGUGAUGGAAUACAAAUAGAAGAGAUCAAGAGGAAGACUUCUCACGAUGAUAUCAAAGUCGUUAAAAGCACCAGCUCGUCUGCAAUCACAGAUGACACAGAACCGGGUGGUACCAACGAUAUAAUGAACAUCAACGAACGGAAACUAAAUAGUUUGACGCUCGACCGGAGACGAUCUGAGAUUGGAACCAAUGAACGUGACCCACCAGAUGAGUCUGGUGAAAUAACUAAGAACAUAGCACCUCGAGCGUCACCCGAGGCUGACGAUUUAGACUAA
This is a messenger RNA of Danaus chrysippus (African queen), 684 nucleotides long. Lineage: Eukaryota; Metazoa; Arthropoda; Insecta; Lepidoptera; Nymphalidae. The record is from the annotation of a GenBank genome assembly.